Cryptomeria japonica (Japanese cedar) is the source of this 2483-nucleotide messenger RNA. Its product is annotated as L-type lectin-domain containing receptor kinase IX.1. Gene Ontology annotation, biological process: protein phosphorylation. The record is from RefSeq and is a predicted model, not a curated record. Gene Ontology annotation, cellular component: plasma membrane. NCBI's taxonomy places the organism in Eukaryota, Viridiplantae, Streptophyta, Pinopsida, Cupressales, Cupressaceae. The transcript has a single exon. Gene Ontology annotation, molecular function: protein kinase activity; carbohydrate binding; ATP binding. The coding region runs from base 204 to 2315 and encodes 703 amino acids.
CUUUCAAUUACUUCUGCAAAUUUUCCACGCUUCAAAAGACUGAACAUUAUCUGCCCCACAACUUUUCCGUUUUUUCCUGAUUUGCCAAGACUUUCGAAAGUAUCUUUUUCUUUUAUGAGUUUCUAUAAAAUAUACAGGGUGCCCCUUCUGAUGGACAGAUGUAGAGGUGUGCAAGUUUGGUGGUCAGACGAAAGCGGAUAAUUAUGUUGAAAAAUCAAAUUUGUGCUGUGAUAUGCCUGCUUCCAGUUUUUAUUUGUACUGCACAGCAGUCUAAUGGCAGCAGCACUAAUUUUUCCUUUACCAACUUUAGCCAAAACAACAGCCAGCAGCUCAUAUACAUGGGGGACGCUAACUUUUCGGCUGAGUAUGGUUAUAUCGAUAUCACACCCGAUCCAAACCCCACUGUAAACUUUUCUUCUCCAAAUGAAACGGCUUCAAAUCUUCUCGACCGCAACGGAAGGGUUCUGUACCACAAGGAGAUCACGAUGUGGCCGGCAAGUUUCACCACCAGCUUCACCAUCUUCGUGGAAAACAUAACAGCCAUCAGAAACUUCAAUGGCGACGGUAUUGCCUUCAUCAUCGUGCCAGAUAACAAGGGCCUUUUAGCAAAGAGCAGUGGGGCCUUCCUCGGCCUCUUCAACCAGUCCACGGACGGAAACACGACCGGCCAGCUUGCCAUCGAAUUCGACACAUUCCAUAAUGAAUUUGACCCAGUCGGCAGCAAUCAUGUGGGCAUCGACAUCCAGGGCAUCAAAUCCAACGCAACUGCUAGUAUGGAAGAGCACGGCAUGGAUAUCCAGGCUGCGCGAGCUAUAGAAGUCAGGGUCGACUACGACGGGUGGGCUAAAUCCCUGCAAAUCUAUGCGCGCUAUGCAAACAGUAGUUCGGCCUACACAAGCCUUCUGAACUACACGGUGGAGCUCAAAAACACUGUUCCAAGAUCGGCGUACGUGGGAUUUUCUGCAGCAACAGGGAAUUCAUUCGAGAUACACAGAAUUCUCAACUGGAAUUUCAGUUCCACGAUGUUGCCGGAAUCUUCACUGGAUUUAUCACCGGGGGGACCGGAAAGCGGGGUCAAAGUCGGCGUCUUGGUGGGCUCAAUUACAGUCGGGUUGGUUAUGGUGGGAUUGUUGGUCUUGUGGUUCGUGGUAAAGAGACUAAAAAGGAAAAACCAGACUACUAUAACUCUUGACAAAGGAAGCUUCAUGGGAGAGCUUGAAAUGAUCCAAAGCGCGCCUCACCGUUUCUCGUACAAGCAACUAGCCGCCGCUACCAGCAACUUCAGUAAAGCCGAGCUUUUGGGAACCGGCGGGUUCGGAAGCGUGUACAGAGGAAACCUCAACGCCGGAGGUAACGAAGAAGGGUCGUUGGUGGCGGUGAAGAGAAUUUCAGCCGGGUCAAGGCAGGGGGAAAGGGAGUUCAUCUCUGAAAUCAACACCAUAGGCCGCCUCCGCCACCGGAACCUGGUGCAGCUUCAGGGCUGGUGCCACGAGCGUGAUGAGCUUCUUCUAGUCUACGAUUACAUGCCCAACGGAAGUCUGGACAAAUUCCUUUACGACAGAACCCGGGACCCGCCCUUGGAUUGGCCGCGACGCCAAAGGAUAUUGUGCGGCCUGGCCUCGGCUCUACUCUACCUGCAUGAAGAAUGGGAGCAGAGGAUCAUUCACCGAGACGUGAAGCCCAGCAAUGUGAUGCUUGACGGGAAAUUCAACGCUCGCCUGGGGGACUUCGGUCUGGCCCGGCUCAUGGAGCACGACGAUAAUAGUCCGGCUGUGAUGACUCUGCUGGCGGGUACGCCCGGGUACGUGGCUCCCGAGUGCAGCUACACAGGCAAGGCCACGACAGAAUCAGAUGUGUUCAGUUUUGGGAUCGUCCUGUUGGAGGUGGCCACUGGUAGGCGGGUUGUGGAGCGCAAGUACCCAUUGGCUGAACGAAAUUUGGUGGACUGGGUUUGGGGGCUCUACAGCCAGGAUAGAGUCUUGGAGUGUGUGGAUCCCAAACUGGAAGGGUCUGGUUAUGAUGAAGAGCAGAUAAGAAGAGUGUUGAUUUUGGGUCUAGCGUGCUCGCAUCCUGAUCCACAGUUACGCCCUUCUAUUAGACAAGCCAUUCAAGUGCUCAUAAACCCUAAUGAAGAGCUGCCGCAGCUGCCUUCCAGCAGGCCACUGGCGAUCUAUGUUAGUUUGCCACCGGUUGGAUCUGUUCAUUCUCAGUCCACCUUGUCUUCGAGUACGAGUGGUGAUGCCGGAUCGUAUAGUCUCAUGGGUGAGAGUAGCAUGGGUUCCAUUACAUGUUCCACGCUACAUCAUGGCAGAUAAAGAUGAGCACAUGGCUUGCCAUACUUUCUGUCUCACUCUCUUUUCAUUUGCCAUGUUUGUUUAUAUUAAAUAUGCGUUGCAAAGGAGUUUAUCUGUUUUGUUUUUUUGUUUUUUUAAAGAUUGUAUUUGCAUUGGAGUGAGAAUGCCAUACAUGAAUACAUUCAAAUU